GCUUGCAUUGCAACGUACACGGCAAUCGAUCGCUCUCCGUUCUUGUUUGAGUGGCCCGCAUGUUUGACGGAAUGCUGUCAUCCUCCUCCUCGUAGUACGUGCUCGUGCCCUCGACCAGCGAGCACAUCCAGGUAGUUGGAACCAUCAGCGCCGCCGCCAUAGCCAACUUCUUCCUCGUUCUCGUUGUCUUAUCACGGAAGGGUUGGAAGACGGGCGGCCGGGCGGGUGGGCGGUCGGUGCAAAAGACUUAAAGUCUCUGUCUCGGCGCCACGUGCCAUCGUGGGAUACGUUUUCACUGUAUGGCAACGGAACAAUCAUCGACGUCUUGUGUUUCUGUUUUGCGGCGAUGGACGUCUGAUUCCAAUCCCCACAUCAUAUCGAUUUACUAGUCGACUCUGUCACCUCGGAUAUCAUUUCUGCCCUCCCUCUUUUCUGCUGAAGGGAGGGAUUAGGAACGAGUGAAAACGCGUGUUUCUGUUUGACUUCCACUUCUGCUGAUCUCUUCCCUUUCGUUUUCGGGAAGAAUUUACGCUCCUUCAUCCCUGCGAGGAUUCGAUCUAAUCAACCAUCUAAUUAAUCAAGCGAUCAAUUAAAUUCACCAAUCUACGAAUCAGUGAAUUCAUGACACUGAGGAUGAUCAGUUCCCGGACGCCGUGUAUUCGUUAACUUGAAGCGGCCUCGCGAUUGGUCGGUAUCGGUACCCAUGAUUGGUCGGUAUCGGUACCAUCGGCGUCAACAUGAUAGAAGAACAAAUGCUAUGUGCGGGUAGCGUUCAAGGGGCCUGAAGAAGGUGGGGGAGAACGAGGGUGCAGGAGGUUGUGGAGAAGUUGGGAGAGAGAGGAGGGGCGAGUGGUUUUGAGCAACAGAUGCGGCGUGUGCUGAGCUGUUUUCUGUCGAGUGUGUUUGUUCUUCCAUUGGUAAUUGCGUUUCUGGCGCCGUGUUUUCUUUUUCCCGCGUUCUGGGCGUGCCACCUAGUCACUCUUCUGCUUCUGAGCUUCAGUUACUCGGCUUUGCGGGUUUUCAUCGAGUUUCUUCUCGAGAUCUUCCGCGCCGACAAGCCUAUCGCCAUAAUGGAACUCCUGGGGUGCUAUUUCACAACCGCAUCGGAGAGAGAAGGUGGACGCCUACGUUACAAGUUAUCCCUAUCAAACCGCUACAAUAUUUGCAAUGACUCUAAUCUUCAUUCGUCCUUCGAUAACGACAAGUGUACGAAGCCUCUACGUGUGGACCCUCGUGUUGACACACACCUGAGCAAGGUGGGCGAGCCGUUCGAUGAGCAGGGGGAUGCGGUAGAUAUCAUCUCGUUGGAAAACGAUGAGGAAGAGGACGAGUGUUCGAAGCAGCAGCAGCAGCAGCACCACCACCACCACCACCUACAACAACAGCAGCAGAAGAAGACGGAGGUUGAGGAAGCCUCGGCUCAAUCUGGUGAUGCUAGGCAGGAAACGUCGGCUGUUUGUGAAGGGAAAGACUGUGACCGUAGCAACGCCGCAGCAUGUCCAGUUGUUGCGGAAGACGGAAAUGGAGAUGAUGUUGCAAUGACAGAGAAGCAGACGACGGAAGAAGUGUCUUCUGCGCUGCGUUGCGUCGAACAAGUCGACGAAGCAGUGACAGACACCUGCACUGAUGGACCUCAAACACCCGACGCCGCGUCGACAGACUCGUCUGAAAGCGAUAAAGCUGCUCCAUUGACCAGCGACGAGCCGAGCGUAGCCUCUGACGAGUCGUCUUCGGUGAAUGGCUGCGCGGCAGACUCCCAAAGUGAUGGAUCGUCCAUUGCCGAGAUUGAGGUCGUUUCCGAGGAGUCUUCUCCAGACACUGGAUCUCUGAUGAUAGGAGAUGAUGACGGAGAGGCUAUAUUCCGCGAAUCGAAAGGAUUAAGACUAAAAUCCGGAGCGUCAAUGAUACCCCAUCCAUCGAAGGUCAAGAGAGGAGGAGAGGAUGCCUACUUCAUCUCUGACGACGGACGUUGGCUCGGAGUAGCUGAUGGAGUUGGUGGCUGGGCGCAAAUGGGUAUCGACGCUGGACUGUACUCUAGGGAGCUCAUGACCAACAGUCUUCAAGCAGUCAGAGCGUCUACGUCGAUCGAGCCGUCGGAAGUGUUGAUUCAUGCCCACCGAAGGACGCAUGCUGUGGGAUCAUCUACAGCACUCUUGGCUUCCCUCGAUGGAAACAUCCUGAAGUUUGCGAAUAUUGGGGACUGCGGUUUUCUAGUCAUUUCCAACGGCCGUGUCGUCAAGGCAUCCAUUCACAUGCAGCAUGCAUUCAACUUUCCCUAUCAGAUUGGCACUCGAGGCGAUGAUCCUGCCGAAGCUGAGAGAUACGAAAUUGAUGUGAAGGAAGGAGACAUUCUUGUCAUGGGCUCCGACGGACUCUUCGAUAAUCUCUUCCACGAGGAGAUCGGCCAGAUUGCGUCGGAAUCGAAGAAGGCGGGAGAAUCUCCUCAGGCUGCAGCGGAUCACAUUUCUCGUCUCGCGCAACAGCGGGCAAGCCGCACGGAUGGCGUUUCCCCGUUCGCUGUCGCAGCUAUGUUUGCUGGUUUCCGAUUCGAAGGAGGGAAGAUGGACGAUAUCACGGUGCUAGUGUCGUAUUUGGAGAAAUGAGAAGACUUCAAUGACGUUUUCUACAAGCAGAGUUUUUUUUUCUGCCUUCUCUAUACAGAGAGCAGACGGGGGGAGGGGGACAGUUCGGUAUGCUGCGGCUAAUCUGCAGAGAGGGCGGGGGGGAGGGGCGGGGGGGGAUGGGUGCGAGAGGGUGGAGGGUUCUCUCCUGUACCUCAACCAUCUUUUCGGUGGCGCGUUAUUGUGCUUCGUCUUUGUAAAAGUAACACACAGACGAAAUCACUCAGUUCGUUUGACCGGUUGGUCAACUAGAGUGGCGGCGGUUGGGAUCGCUGGGUAAUGGCAGCCGUUGAUUUCGAUGACGAGUACAUUUUUUCUAGCUGCUCGUUUGGACGAUUUUUCGGGGGGGGGGGGAGGGGGGGAGGGGAGGGGAGGGGGGGGAACGGGGAGGGAAGGGACAGUGGUGGAGGCAACGAAAGAGUGAGCGCAAUGGAGUGGUGUUAUUGUUGCAUUAUUUUUCCAGAAUCUUCAGGGACUCGUCGUCGCGCGGUUGUUCGUUGGGACAUCCACGUUCGGCCUUCAAGAGUUAAAGCUUCUACUGGCGAGGCCUGCUGCGGAUGGUCAAGAUCGGAGAGAUGGGUUUUGAGAUAUUGGGCCUCGCUCCUCUGCCCGAGUUUGAAAAUGUGGUCGUCAUCCAUGGUUGAGCGUCUCCUUCUGGUGGAACCUGGAGGGACGGCUGUACCGUGGUACCAUGUUUUGUCCCGAAGAGAACAUGGUAUUACCUUGUUUUGUACCGAAGAGAACAUGGUAUUACUAUGUUCUGUCCCGAACAGAACAUGAGAUUACCACGUUUUGUAUCGAAUCGAACACGGUAUUACCAUGUUUUGUUCCGAAUAGAACAUGUAUUGCCAUAUUUUUUCCUGAACAGAACAUGGUAUUACCAUCCAUGAUUUGUCCCGAGAAGGACAUGGUACUAGCAAGUAUCUACGGAUCUGCGAAGAGAAUGGCCAUGUAAGUACAGAUGCCGAAGAGAAUAUGGUACCUUGUUCUUUCCCGAAUAGAACAUGGGAUGACCAUGUUUUGUCCCGAAUAGAACAUGGUAUCACCAUGAUUUGUCCUGAAAAGAACGUGGUACUAGUAAGUACCUACGCAUCUGCGACCUGAAUGGCCAUCUAUAAAUAUACAGAUGCCGAAGAGAACAUGGUACCGUCAAAUGUUGUUUACCCGUCUAUCCAUCUACUGUGGAGAUAGGCAAAACAUUCAGAUGGUGAACGGAGACGCGACGGGAGUACCUACCCUAUGCCAUCUUGGAGGAAGGUCAUUUGAUGCGAUCCGUCGUACAGCUGGCCCUACCAGCCAUCGAACGGUCGAAGCUUCUGUUGCACAGGGUAAACGACGGAGACCAAAGUACGCGCAUAUUUGCUCCGACAUGAGGGAGAAAGGAAGAAUCUGGGCAUUCAUUCAAGGAAGCUUUGUGGAGCUCUCACUUCGGCGGAGGUCCCUCUUCGCGCGUACGCGGACCUUGUUGUUGAUCUUCCGUUACCCCGAGAUUAGGCAGCGAAGGGAAUGAUGGGUGGACGAAGCGAAUCGAUGGUUGAAGAGCUAUGGCGAUGGCACUGAACUGAUGUUGGCCGGUUAUGCGAUCGGCGGGAAGUCCUUUCUCUGUAUCGCUGUUGCGGAAUCUCGUCUGAGGCGAGGCUCGCAAACGGUGACCAUCUUGCAAACGUCAUGUAGAGCGGGAGAGAGAGGGGGAAAGCCAGCUGUGGGGAUUGGCUCGCAGCUGUGUGGAUUACCAUGGCGGCCUGCGAUCCAUUCAUUCGUCCGAUCAUUGAUCUGCAUGUGAGCUCAAUUUUGUUUGUUAGCUGUUUUAUGUGGAGGGCCUCGGAGGAGAGCGUGCAUGUGCGGCUGUCGUACGGACGGACGGUCUGCGCUGUUGUACGGACGGCUGCAUGCAUCUGGUCGAGAAGCGAAGAGGCGAAUCUCUGGGGCGUGAGUACACAUUCUGCUCAGCGAGACUUUCGUUUUUAUGUAUGGGCUCGC
Molecule: messenger RNA, 4601 nt
Organism: Chara braunii
Lineage: Eukaryota; Viridiplantae; Streptophyta; Charophyceae; Charales; Characeae
Source: the annotation of a GenBank genome assembly